Topomyia yanbarensis is the source of this 462-nucleotide messenger RNA. RefSeq names its product homeobox protein Wariai-like. Bases 1 to 462 code for a protein of 153 amino acids. The record is from RefSeq and is a predicted model, not a curated record. Lineage: Eukaryota; Metazoa; Arthropoda; Insecta; Diptera; Culicidae. The transcript is spliced from 2 exons.
AUGAAAAACUACACCAAUAACAAAAAUAGUAACAGGAACAUCAAUAACAGCAACAGCAACACCAAUGCAAACAAUGGCAACAGCAAUAACAGUCAGAACAUUAACAAUAACCAAAAUAAUCAGAAUUUCAACAUUAACGACCAAAUCACCAAAUUGCCUUCGGACAAGGACCUACUGGCCGCAGCACACAGCCAAUUUGAACUGGACCCCAUGCGCCCUCCCAUCGUACGCCUCACGCCACAAUCAACGAAUGGCGACGGUCGCUUCUUAAAGGCCAGACUUCGCGAACCAAAAAUAAUGAAUAUUGUACGCCUAUACCUGACAUAUAUGAAGGACCAACAACCAUCUAUUUGCGUGGAAGGAAUGACGCCAACCAGCAUCAAAAUGACGCUCGCAUCCGAAGGACUACCGACCGCACCCGACUAUCUUCUGCGCAUUUUUAUCGAAGUCUAUCAGGAAUAA